CUAUUUAAACCCUAACUGCAACUGUAGAAAGCAUCAGUUCCAAUCAUCAGUUCUUAUCAUGAAACUAGCCAUUGCCUGUGUUAUUGCGAGCUUCUUGCUCUUGAGCUUCGUCGACUUCUCCGAGGGAACUUCACCGAAGGAAGACUGUGGUUGCACAAAGUCAACCACCAGAGCCCCAACCACAUGCAGGACAACCAGACCCCCUCCAACCACUUGCAGGACAACCAGACCCCCUCCAACCACAUGCAAGACUACUCCCAGGACCACUCAUAAGACAACACACAAGACAACUCGCAGGACAACACGCAGGACAACUCGCAGGACAACACGCAGGACAACUCGCAGAACCACUCGCAGAACCACUCGCAGAACCACCCGCAGGACUACAACUCGUAGACCAAGGACAACUCGCAAGCCAAGACCAACCAAGCCAUGGAAGCCAUGCCGUCCAUGUGGUCCUGGUGGCAAGGCCUGCCCUGGCUGCCCAGAGCAAGGAGAACUCUGCAAGGAGCUCUUGGCCCAGCUAGAGAAACUUGAGAAGAGGAUCAGGGCCUGCGUCUGUGGUCAAAGUGCCUGGCUGUUGUAAAACAAAAGAAUUGCUUUCGACUGAUGAAUCUUCUUGAUCUUAUGAUAAACUUACUGAUUAAUUAAAAUUUUUUUUG
This is a messenger RNA of Drosophila nasuta, 662 nucleotides long. RefSeq names its product salivary glue protein Sgs-3-like. The record is from RefSeq and is a predicted model, not a curated record. Lineage: Eukaryota; Metazoa; Arthropoda; Insecta; Diptera; Drosophilidae. The transcript has 2 exons. Bases 59 to 586 code for a protein of 175 amino acids.